Rotaria sp. Silwood1 is the source of this 435-nucleotide messenger RNA. The record is from the annotation of a GenBank genome assembly. NCBI's taxonomy places the organism in Eukaryota, Metazoa, Rotifera, Eurotatoria, Philodinida, Philodinidae.
AUGACAACACAAAAUAUUUCUCCAUCCUCUUCGACUUAUAAAAUUCCUCAUCAACCAAUUACAUUGUGUAUUAUCGGUUCUGCUUGUUCCAAUAAACGAAUUCUUUCGUCACUUGAGGAUCGUUAUGUAUAUGAAUGUAUUAAUGAUGAACGACAAGUAAUUCGUACAUUGGUUGAAACAAAAACUUUAUUAUCACAACGUCAAUUACAAAAUGAAGAUAUUUAUACAAUUCGUUCUGAAAUUGUAUUAUCAUGUGCGGAAAAAGAAAUUAAUAUUUCUAAUUCGAAGAGUUACACAUGCAAUGAUUUUGUUCAUUAUCUUAGCGAAUCUGUUCGAAAAGAUUAUAGUGAUCAAGUAACAUAUGUUAUAUCACAUGCAAAUAUCGGUGAAAAAUAUCUUAUAAAGAAUUUUUUAUUUUCUUAUGAAGAUAUUUAA